This is a messenger RNA of Eufriesea mexicana, 1203 nucleotides long. RefSeq lists its product as uncharacterized. The coding region runs from base 240 to 917 and encodes 225 amino acids. The transcript has 3 exons. The record is from RefSeq and is a predicted model, not a curated record. Lineage: Eukaryota; Metazoa; Arthropoda; Insecta; Hymenoptera; Apidae.
AAAUCAUAAAAAAUAAAAGUUGUAAUGCAUAAAGUAGAAGUUUAAAAAUAAUUACAAAUAUUAAUCAGAAGCUGACACACUGACAACGAAGUAAUACCACUUUGUACGUUGCAUUGGGCAAUACCAUUUUUGCAUAUCUCUGAUUAGUAGAUUCAACUAAAAGUUUUACGUGUGAUUAAAAAGUGCCCGUUUCUGGGCUCAGAAAAACCGCAAAAAUUGCAUACAUUUCGCGAGAAGAUAUGCCAGAUAGUGGUGCUGUUUAUCAACCCACGACAGUAGGUUACACCUACGAUAGCGGAGGUGACGGUGCUGGAGGUGGUGGCAGUUUAAGAAGUGGUUUCUGGAGAGUUAUCUCAAGACAUAAACUCAGCUCUAGAAAAUGGUUCGAAUGGGUAUUACUCUCAGUUGCUUUAUCAUUUUUCAUUGCUGGUUUAACGACAAUGCUGGUCAGUUUUGUAUCUGAUGACACAUCACAGGAAAAUAAAAUAGAGGUAAAUGAACAUCCAACCACAUCUGCAACAAGCAUUGAAGAACAUGUUGAAGAUGCUGCAAAAAGUUCCAUAGCAUUAGGUGCUAGCAUGAUGUUAGUAGGGCUUCUGUUAGGCUUUGGUUGGGCUUGGCAACAUUUCUUCCAUCGUGGUAAAUCUCCAAGAGGUGGAAUGGUUGGAAGUAGUGGUCAGAUGUUGGGCGGUUUGAAUCCAUCGACUGACUUGCUGGUGGGUUCCACUUCGCAGUACGGGCCGGUACUUACGGAGCUGCCGAGUCAACUGAAGCUGAAGCAGACUAGUUCCCAUGAUACUCCAGCAAUACCACUUUCUGAUCAAGAAGAGGAAACACGUACUUUAAUGCAGGAUUCUACAAUUCCUUCGGUUGUGUCUACUGGUCCUAAUACCAUUGCUAACCAGAUUCCAGGUUGAGUACAAAGGUUAAAUGCAUCAAUGUGUAGUAAGAACACAUGAUAUGGACAUUCUUUUAAUUUCAUGUAAAUCAACCUGAAUCAUAGUUUUCGCCAUUUUACAAAUUAUGUGAUUUAUUUACAAAUAGAAGAAUUAUUCUUAAUUUUUUUAGUAGUAUUUUUUAUUGAUGUUGAUUUUAUAAAUUUGUUUAAAUUUAUUUGCCUGAAUUUAAAAUCUAAGGAGUUAUAUUUCUGUAAAUUAUCAGCACAAAUGUUAGCAUAACAUUAUUUACAAUAUUUUCUCUUAA